Molecule: messenger RNA, 507 nt
Organism: Melampsora larici-populina 98AG31
Lineage: Eukaryota; Fungi; Basidiomycota; Pucciniomycetes; Pucciniales; Melampsoraceae
Exons: 3
Coding region: 1-507 (168 amino acids)
Source: RefSeq, a predicted model, not a curated record
AUGUUGAAGAACCCAGUGACCACAACUCUGUUGUACUUGGACCACAAAUAUGGUGGAAGAGAUUACAAAAACAACACCACCCACAUCAACGAAAUCAACCCUAACAACCCCACCACCACCACUCACAACAAUCACAACAACAACAACUGCAACAACAGCAACUGCUGUGGUUGUUAUCUUGAGAAUAAUUGUCAAAAUGACCCAACUUGCCAUCCCCCACAAUUGGUUCUGCUAAAGGGACCUAGAUUGAAGACUUUAAAUCAAUCCUCUGAUGGUGCUGAUCUUGACAACCAUCACACAGUCAUGGGCCAGAAAUCAUGCAGCGUGAACAUCUACCACCAAAUUUCAAUCUAUGGUAUUUGUUUAACUUGGUCCAUCAAAUCAACAACACAAGACAACAAUCCACAAGGAUUUGACACAUCAGAUGGCCAAGGUUUGGGAAAUCAUGUCCAAGUCUACUGCUAUUGUGAAAAGAAGAACCUGCAGAGCUACAAGCACAACUUUUGA